AUGGCUUUCUACUUCGCACCGCGGUGGAAGCCAAAGCUUCUGGACAGAGGGGCCAUGUGGCGCUUUCAGCUGGGCUGGAGCAAGCCCUUGAAGCCUUUCCCUACUGCUCCCUACGUUGCCCUGAUGUUCGGGGGCUGUUCUCAAGCUAAGACGUUGACGUGUCGUUUGAAUGUGUGGGGGUUGCAGGAUCCAACGUUGGCUUGGAAGUGCAACCUCCAGAACCUGCAGCCCAGAGAUGUGCGGCACGGCGUCUGGGCGGCGCUGAACUACAUAGGGGCGACCGUGAUGUCUGCCUUCUUCCUCGUGUGGCAGAGCUUGCUCUGGACACGCAUGACGCACGACACGGCGGGCGAUAUCUGUCUGCAUUUUUAUUGUGUUGAGGCUUCCGGCUUCCCAGGGGAUGCCACCGACAAGAUGGAGUUGUUGGCAUACUUCAGCGCGGAAAUGGUUCGCCUUGGUCUGCCGGCAGAUGGAAUUGAGCACAUAUCCAUAGGCUACAAGUUCACUCCAGCUGAAGCCGUCUGGGUGGAGCAAGAAAUGGAAAGGCAUCUUGCUAAGGAGGAUGCGAAUGAUCCUGGGAGCCCAAGCCAUUGGCAAAGCAACCCCGAGCACACGCCUGCAUUGGGACCGCUGAGCCGCAGAACGGUAUCGCGAAGUGUUGGCGAGGUGGAGAUGAUGGAGCUGAAGGCAAUGACCGGCAACCUGAGUGACAGUUGCGAUAGCUCCGACGCAGAGGAUUCUGAUCCAGGCGGCUUUUGGGUGCAGCUUCUUGCGAGUGUCAUAUGCGGGACUCCGUUUGAGUGUCGCGAAACAUCUGUGGACCCGCAGACUCUGUGCCAAUAUGACAUCUUGGAAGAUCAGUCGGCCUUGGACCAUUUUCCAAGUUCAGGCCUUGUGUUUGUUGUUCUGAAGAUGGAGCCGGUGGCCGUGGCGCUUGCAAGCGCGCAGGUGUUGCCAGGCUGCUUCCGUGGAGUGCAUGAGAUCAAAGUCACGAGAUGCGAAAGCAGCCCACAGACAGUUCUCUGGGCCAACUUUCAUGUGGACUCCUGCACUUUCUGGAAGCGGGCAGUGCUGUCCUUUUUCGUGCUGCUAGCAGCCCUUGCAGUCUGGUUUGGCCUCUACUUUCCGUUUUACCGCCUGUCCAUGAGCGUGGGCUCGUACAACUUGACGACUGACUUGGCGGUUGGUGUGUCCAACUUUGCUGGCCUCUUCAUCGUGACUUGCUUUGGAAGUUUAUGCACUUGGCAACAGCUCCUUGGCUCACAAGAGUGGCUUCGAAGUCUUCCGGUCUUCUUCUGCGGACAUGUCUUCCACUUUGUGCGCUUGUCCUCUUUAAAAGAGGACUUCUUUGUACGAACCUCGGUGCUGAUGUUGGCGCCGCUGGUUUUGGUGCAUGGCAGUAGCGGUCGUAGCGCUGAUGGGCCUUUGGAUUGCAAGUUCAGGAGUGGCGAGCGAGGGGUCUUCACUUACAAUCGCCAGUCCAUUCGUAUGAUGGUUGCCAUGCCACAAUGUGCUGACCCUUGCUCCCAGGACAACAUGGUAUAUCUCUUGUUCCCUAGCUACGUGCUGCUGCCCUACUUAGUGGAGCCUGUGGUUGUCAUUGCAUUUGCACUUUACAUUGCUGUACUCCGCAUCAAGCGUGACACCCGCAUCACACCUGGCCAGGCAGAGGUUGCCAUGAUGGCACCGGAAACUGAUUUGAAGGUCCCACUCGCAGAUAUGAUCUGCACAACAUCCACCAUCAUCUCCACUUUUCUCCUUGGGCCGAGCAUGUACCACAGAAUCUUCUUUCUGCUCAUGAUUGUGUUCGUCGCAGUGGCUUAUGCCCAAUAUCGGAUCCGAGUUCUGCGCUGGGACUCGGCGUGCUUCCAAGGCACGAAGAGCUUGCACGUUUGCCAAGCGACGUACUGGUGUUUUCCUUUGGGCCUUCUCGCAGCAGCAUGGGAGCGUGAAUGGAAGGAGGUCCCGUUCAGUGACUUGACCACCGGCUGGCACCUUGGAUCACCUCAGUGCGGCCUUCAGUGGCCUUCAGCCUUGCAGAUCACGUUGGACAUACUUCCGUGCUCAGAGGCGCAUGAAACACAGAAGCCUACAAAAGGAGGUCUUGAGCCGGCGGUUCCCAGCAGUCAGCUGUCCUAUUCAGAGGUCGGCCUAUGGCUCUCAGCCAACUGGGCUGGGCACUCAGAUGCGACCUCCACGAAUCAGGUGGCAUGCACAGGUACAGCAAGCUACAUGUAUCAGCAAAUUGCCGAGUGCUCUUGGUCACAGCGGCGCAAGGCGGAAAGGCAGCGCCGGGCUUCAAAGUUCACUGCAGGAGACAAGGGCUUCGAGAUGAGCGUGCUUGCACACGUGCAUCAGGAUGCGAGCUCCCUUGCGCAGAUUCCGAGCUUCCCUCUCCAAGUGCCGCUGCCCCAUGUGCUGCCAUAUGCCAUCGUAGCCCAGGCACACGGGGCUGACUUCUCGACAAGGCGGGCCUAUUUCAUGCGUGCCAGAUCCGGUUCCGAAUCUGAGACAGGUUGGGAUUCUUCCUUCACCUUCGAGCGGUGCUGCAGCCUGACAGCUGUGAAGCGCUACUCGGACUUCAACUUUGCCCCGCCCCAGAACAUGCACUACGAGCUGUUGCACCUUGAGCGCGACAAUAAGCCCAGGCUAGGACCUGUGCAGGAUGAUGAAGCGCUCGUGCUGUACAGCCUUGUGCGCGCCUUACGCCCUCGAACGAUCGUCGAGUUUGGCACCUCGCACGGCUUCAGCGCAUUGAACUGGAUGCACGCGAUUGCCGAGGACAAAGAUGCCCGCGUCUAUAGCUACGACAUUUUGCCCUACCCCGCGGCCCGCGCGCUGGAGGACUCGGACCCACGCUUUGUCUUCCACCAAAAAAGUCAGGCCGACUUCGAGCCGGCAGACGUGGAUGGCCGGCCCAUAGACGUAGCAUUUUUCGAUGCCGGCCACCUCAUAGAGUACAGCCUGAAAGCUUUCGAGCGACUGCGCCCGGCAUUGGCUCCAAAUGCCCUCGUUGCUGUGCAUGAUACCGGCCUUCACGUCCGGGACUUUGGUUCUGGGGCACCGCCGGAGGCCAAUGCCGACACUUGCCUGAGAGCUGCGCUCGGCGUGCUGGAGGAGCUGCCCGCUGCCUGGGGCCGAGGAUUGAAUAGGACAACCGCGCAGUUCAUUGUCUGCACAUGCAGCCACGUUUUCAUGGCACAGCGCCGAUGGGUACUGGGUGCCACGGUGCUGCUCCUAUGGCGGGGCCUGGAGACGCUUGCGGAAAUUGAUGCGAGCGCGGCCCUGGCCGAAGCUUCGCUUCUGUUGCCCGCAACCCGACUGAAGUCAUCUUUGCGCAUCGUUGCGCUCCUUGCCAUUCCUUGGCCCCUCUCCUUUACUUUCCAAGGCAAAGGCAGGGGCGCAGGGCGAUCAAAGCCCCACGCCGAGCUGAGGUUUUCGGUCCUGGCACAGCAGCUGGAAGAGAUCGCUCAGACAACAGGCACAGGCAGCAAGGCUCGGAAGGUUGACCUUCUGAAGGAGCUCUUUGACCAAGCGUCUUUGGAAGACACAAAGACGCUGCUGAAGCUUUUGACUCGGUGGGGCCUUCCUCGUGCUGUCCAGCUACGAGUUGGGUCAGCCAUGCUGCAAGCCUCAGUUGGGGACAUGAAGCUGCGCGUGAAAGCGCCUGAGGAGAAAUUGGCCACUUGGCUGGCUGCGGGAGAAGUCGCCGACAUUGGGGAAGGUUGGCAAAGGCUUCUUCAAGCGGAGAAGAAAAAGUCCUCAUGCGAGGAUUUCACGGUCCAAGAGGUUUGGAAGGAGCUGCUCAAGUUCAACGAAAUCGAAGAGAAGGGGGCUGUAGCCCAGCGGACACUUCUUGCAGCGCGGCUGGCAAACGGCUGUGGCCGCAAGUGCCCAGCAGGUGCAAAGUACAUCUGCCGCAUGAUGCUGGGGCAAAGCCUUGCCAUUGGGGCCUCGGAUAAGACGUUGGCUCUGGCGUUCGCAAAGCAGACUCGAGUUCCCAACGGUGGAAAAUUGCUCGAGCUGCUUGAGUUGAACCCUGACAUCGAUGCAGUUGUCGAUGACCUGAUGGCCGGCGUUGCGGGAUCGGGUGGGUCGCAAAGCGUGCGCCUGUGGUCGCCCAUCUCGCCCUCGACGGCAAGUCCAGCUAAAAGCAUCGCCGAGGUGCUAGAAAAGGUGAGGAGGAAGAGCAGCCGCGCCGCUUCUGGCUGGAGAGCUGAGUGGAAGUACGAUGGCGAAAGGCUGCAGAUACAUGCGGAACGAGGGAAGAAGGAAGACAUCCGCUUCGAGCUGUUCUCCAGAAAUCUGAAGAACGUCACUGCUCGCUUCCCGGAGAUCGAAGACAGCCUGCGCGGCUGCUCUUUCAAAAGCAUCAUUCUUGAUGCAGAGGUUGCCGCGGUAGACGGAGACAGGCUUCUUCCGUUUCAGAUCCUGGCGCGACGGCCGCGGGAAGCCACGCCCGACUCAAAGCGCUCGGAUGUUACGUUUUUUGCAUUCGACUGCCUGUUUCUGGACGGGACGUCGCUGUUGCAAAAGCCACUGGUGGAAAGACUCCAGAUGAUGCACAUCGGCCUGAGCCGGCGCAAGGCAGCAAAGUCUGCCAAAGCGAAGAGCCAGUUGAAAUUUGCCGAGGGUACCGAGUUUCAAGGUGAGGAGGACCUGCAGAACGCGCUGGAUGAUGCGAUCAAGUCCUCCACAGAGGGCCUGGUCCUCAAACAGAUGGAUGCGAAAUACCAGCCCGGAGUCAGGACUUCGAACUGGCUAAAGCUGAAGAAGGACUAUCUGGACAGUGCCCUCAGUGAUUCCAUUGACGCAGUGGUGGUUGGAGUUAAGCGUGGAAGUGGGAGGAGAAGCAGCGUCUACGGAUCCUACUUGCUGGCGGUGAGGGCAAGCGACGAUGUGAGACCAAGAUACCAGACCUUGUGUGCAGCUGGCACGGGUCUGACCGAUCAGGAGCUGGAGGAGUACUACAAGCUUUGCCAGCCAUUGGUGGACGAUGGUGAUUCAGCCCCUGCCAGCCUGGAGACGACGGGAGCGAACCCCGCAGAGUGGCAGUGGAUCUCCGAUAUCUCCAAGGCUCCGGUGAUGGAGGUAGUCGGAGCUGACUUGACGAUCUCCCGCAUACACUCCUGUGCUGCUGGGCGACUACGGGGCUUUGGUGCGGAUGAGGAAAGCGGCCUGGCGCUGCGUUUUCCUCGCAUCUUGAGAUUGCGGAGUGCAGAUGACAAGAGCGCGGCGCAGGCGACAACUGCAGAACAAGUGCUCGACAUGUACGAGAAGCAGCCAGCAGUGAGUGCAGGAAGAAAGAAGCGAGCAGGCAAAAGGCAUUGUGCGAGAGAGGCAUUUUGUCCCUUUACGCAAAGCACGUGGAGAUAUGCGCCAUUCAAGAGUUCUAAACUUCUAAACCCUGCAGCCUCGCGGCGGCUGCCUGUUGAAGGGUGGGCAAAGCGGGGCUAUGUCAGCGAACCUCACCGUUCGAGCUCGCCCCCAGCUCGCCCCCAGCUCGCCCCCAGCUCGCCCUCUCGCAAGCCACCAUCAGCCCGGCAUCCUGCUGACCAAGCCCAUGGCAUGCAAUGA
Messenger RNA from Symbiodinium natans, 5577 nucleotides. Lineage: Eukaryota; Dinophyceae; Suessiales; Symbiodiniaceae. The record is from the annotation of a GenBank genome assembly.